AUGUUUAUGUGCACAUCAAAAUUUGAUAUUGAAUCAGAGCAGCUAACCUUUGUUGAUGAAUAUCUUACUACCCAGGAGAUUCAGGUAAUGAAUGAAGAAAAAGAUGCCGGUAAGCCUGGGGAUAAGUUUGAUCCAAUCAGUGACAAUGAAGAAGAUGCACCAGAAGCUAUAUCUCCACAGAUACAGCCACCCAGUAAGCGUGCGCUUGGUAAAAGACCAAGGACUGAAGCCACAGAGGAACAGGGGCUAUUGAUUGAACUGGAUAAUGAGGAUGAUGAGGAUGAAAUUCCUCUACCUGACAUCAACAACCAGCAUGGUGAAAGUAAUACGCAGAGGCGAACAUCAGGGAGGAUUCCAAAGCGUUUAAAGCGAGAUGAAGAUUAA
Molecule: messenger RNA, 384 nt
Organism: Aspergillus alliaceus
Lineage: Eukaryota; Fungi; Ascomycota; Eurotiomycetes; Eurotiales; Aspergillaceae
Exons: 1
Coding region: 1-384 (127 amino acids)
Source: RefSeq, a predicted model, not a curated record